Messenger RNA from Protopolystoma xenopodis, 693 nucleotides. NCBI's taxonomy places the organism in Eukaryota, Metazoa, Platyhelminthes, Monogenea, Polystomatidea, Polystomatidae. The record is from the annotation of a GenBank genome assembly.
AUGUUUGAGCUUAGUUUUCUUCCACAUUUGGACUACAUUUAUGACUGUACUAACCUUCAGCUGAUCUGCAAGGAUAUGACCAAAGGGAUCCGGCCAGUUCGGGGAAAUUUCCUAGACACUUCUAUAUAUGUGCGCAUUGACUCAUGCUUAUCUGACUUAUACAAUCAAAGUGCCAACGAUUCACAUGCAAAAUCAUUUUUCAAAAAUAUACACUUUGUGCCUGACUAUGAUAUAAAUCCUGUGACUUGGAUGCCAGCAGUCCAUCUGCAAACCGCUGGUCAUAUAUCUGGACUUGCAUAUUAUCACAGAAUUGAGGAAGCUUCAUCUAAUGACUCGUCCCACUUCAAUGACCGUAUUAAGCACUCAAGAAAACUUGCAGGCGUUAGUCUACAUCCUGUAUAUGGUGGUUGGUUUGCAUUUCGUGGCAUCCUCAUACUUCCCGAUGUUAUAUGCUCUGAUCUACCGAGGAACGAACCACUAUCCUCUUUGCCUCCAUUUAAGCCUCCUUUUCGAAGCGAAGAUGUGCUUCGCCUACUGAACGAAUUUAACUCCAAUUGGAGGGAGGCAACCUGGAGGAAUUUCGGCUUGGAAAGAGAGGAUCCCUUUCAUAAAUAUUCACCCACUGCUUUGCGUUAUUUUUCUUCACUUCCUAAUGAUCGAGGAAAAUUGGUUGAAUCCUUCCUCGACAGAUGA